Saccharomyces kudriavzevii IFO 1802 is the source of this 1956-nucleotide messenger RNA. It is a transcript of the gene CBP1, whose product is annotated as Cbp1p. The transcript has a single exon. The record is from RefSeq and is a predicted model, not a curated record. The coding region runs from base 1 to 1956 and encodes 651 amino acids. Lineage: Eukaryota; Fungi; Ascomycota; Saccharomycetes; Saccharomycetales; Saccharomycetaceae.
AUGCUCCGUCUCGUUUGGCACAGGACCGAGAGGUUUAUAAUAGUGCCCACCAGGGCCUUGCGACGAAUAAGCCAUAAUAGCGGGCAUUCGCUGCAGGAACAGGUGUUGACCCUUAUAAGCACCAAAACGAGUUUGAAUAGUGACGACAAGUUGAAAAUACGAGAGUAUUGGUCUGACAUGGCGGACUACAAGAAUCUUCGAAAAGAGAGAAACACCCUACUGGAAAAUUCUAUAUUGCACGAGGUCAAGAUCGAAGACUUCGUCAGGUUUGUUGAUCGCACCAAAAACGCAUCUAUGACUACAAGAGGACUGUAUCGAAGAGAGUGUUUGUAUCAGAGUAAGAAGAACUUGGAUCUGGUUAACCAAGUAGUCUCUCAAGUCUCAUCGGCAGGACAACAAACACCCUUAAUUACCCAAGUGGAUACCAUGCACUGGUGCGUCGAUGACGCCAUCAGCACGGGGGACAUAGUCAUGGCUGCCGAUCUUUUCCUCUUGUACUACAGAUUAUUUGCGGAAGAUACCAAGCUAGACGAACCGUACGCAAGAAAAAUCAUAUCAACAUUAGCGUACCCGAAUCCAUUGCAUGAUCAUGUCCACCUGGUCAAAUAUUUACAAUUGAACUCCCUAUUUGAACGUAGAGCCGGGAACGGCAUAAAAUUGACCAGAUUUCAAUUGGAGAUUCUUUCCAGUAAGGCGCUCGGUUUGGGCGAUGAAGCUCCACAACUUUGCAAGGCUAUACUAAACAAGCUAAUGAAUAUAAACUUCUCCUCGGCGACUGAGUUAAAACUGCGAGAUGAUCAAGUAUUACUUGCAUAUAAGUCCAUCGACGAAAACUAUAGAAGAGGAAACGUGGCAAGUGUGUAUUUCACUUGGAACAAAAUCAAGGAGCAUUACGUCUCGAUUUCUGCACAUGACUCCAGAAUCAUUUAUAAAGUCUUCAAGAUUUGUACUCAUAAUAGAGCCUAUAGAUCUUUAUGUAGUGAAAUAUUUUGGCAAUUGACUCCUGAGUAUUAUUGCAAUAACCCGUUGAUACUACCAGCACUCAUUGAUUUCAUCACCAAGCGCGAUUCUUUAACUAUGGCCAAGGAACUUAUGCAAAACAUCAAUAGAUACACAUUGCCUGAGAACCAUCAUAUCGUUUGGCUGAACAAAAGAUGUCUUUCCUCAUUGCUAAGGAUGCAUUUAAAAUUCAACGACUCCAACGGUGUAGAUAGGGUUUUGAAGCAAAUAACAACGAAUUUUAGGACGCUUUCACAGGAAAAUUACCAAGCAAUUAUUAUCCAUCUCUUCAAGACACAAAAUCUCGAUCAUAUCGCCAAGGCAAUUAAACUAUUGGAUACGAUACCACCGAAACAGGCAAUGUUGGCAUAUGGGUCUAUUAUCAACGAAUUGGUAGAUUGGAAAUUGGCUUCAAAAGUUAAAUUCACCGAUAAUUUGAUGGCACUUAUAAAUGAACUAUUGAUGAAAGCACAUGAUUAUGACCCUGAACACAGAAGCUCACUUUGGAACGUCGUUUCCUCUUUAUACAUUAAGAAACUUUGUCAUUAUAAGAAGCAGAAUGGCAAAUCUGUUGUUAAUGCAAAGGAGGAUAUUGACUUGGCAAAAUUAUUAUAUUUGAUUGCUACAAAAAAAAAAAAUACACGUUGGACAAAAUCAAAUAGUAAUCCCUUCAUUAUCUCUACUCCAAGUGAUGUUGAACUAAAAAUUAACAAUCAAAACAGGUUUACAAUCCUGAGGAAUAUUGCAUUAAGUGCUUUUAAAAUAGAAAGAACAGAUAUCUUCCUUUGGGCAUGCGCGGAACUAUACCAGAAUGGUAUGACGAUUGACGAAUUGAAAUUGGACUGGAAUUUCAUGCUGAAACACCAGAUAAGAAAUUCAGAAUUCAAGACAAAUAAGGAAAUCGUACAGGAUGUUAAAAAGCAUGGAGUCUCAGCUAUCAAGCGUCACUUAAGGUAA